AUGGCCCUGGGCGCCCACGGCUACCUGCGUCAGCACGGCGCCCUGCCUGCCCCCGCCGGGGACUGCCACAGCCACCUCGGGCCCAUCGGUCCUGCCCGGAAGGCCUUCUACAGGCACCUCCUGAACGUCACCUGGGAGGGCCGAGACUUCUCCUUCAGCCCCGGUGGGUACCUGGUCCAGCCCACCAUGGUUGUGAUUGCCCUCAACCGGCACCGCCUUUGGGAGAUGGUGGGGCGCUGGGAUCACGGUGUCCUCUAUAUGAAGUACCCGGUGUGGCCUCGAUACAGUGUCUCUCUGCAGCCUGUAGUGGAUAGCCGGCACCUGACAGUGGCCACACUGGAAGAGCGGCCCUUUGUCAUUGUGGAGAGCCCUGACCCUGGCACAGGUGGCUGUGUACCCAACACUGUGCCCUGCCGCAGGCAGAGCAACCACACCUUCAGCAGUGGCGAAACAGCCCCCUACACCAAGCUCUGCUGUAAGGGCUUCUGCAUUGACAUCCUCAAGAAGCUGGCCAAGGUGGUCAAGUUCUCCUAUGACCUGUACCUGGUGACCAAUGGCAAGCACGGCAAGCGAGUGCACGGCGUGUGGAAUGGCAUGAUCGGGGAGGUGUACUAUAAGCGGGCAGACAUGGCCAUUGGCUCCCUCACCAUCAACGAGGAGCGCUCUGAAAUCGUGGACUUCUCUGUGCCCUUUGUGGAAACGGGCAUCAGUGUGAUGGUGGCCCGCAGCAACGGCACUGUCUCGCCUUCGGCCUUCCUGGAGCCCUACAGCCCAGCAGUGUGGGUGAUGAUGUUUGUCAUGUGCCUCACCGUGGUGGCGAUCACUGUCUUCAUGUUCGAGUACUUCAGCCCCGUCAGCUACAACCAGACCCUCACCAAGGGCAAGAAGCCUGGGGGUCCAUCCUUCACCAUUGGCAAGUCCGUGUGGCUGCUCUGGGCCCUGGUCUUCAACAACUCGGUGCCCAUCGAGAACCCCCGGGGUACCACCAGCAAGAUCAUGGUCCUGGUCUGGGCUUUCUUUGCCGUUAUCUUCCUUGCCAGCUACACUGCCAACCUGGCCGCCUUCAUGAUCCAGGAGCAGUACAUCGACACGGUGUCGGGCCUCAGUGACAAAAAGUUUCAGCGGCCUCAAGAUCAGUACCCGCCCUUCCGCUUUGGCACGGUGCCCAACGGCAGCACGGAGCGGAACAUCCGCAGCAACUACCGCGACAUGCACACCCACAUGGUCAAGUUCAACCAGCGCUCGGUGGAGGAUGCGCUCAGCAGCCUCAAGAUGGGGAAGCUGGACGCCUUCAUCUAUGAUGCUGCUGUCCUUAACUACAUGGCGGGCAAGGACGAGGGCUGCAAGCUGGUCACCAUUGGGUCUGGCAAGGUCUUCGCCACCACUGGCUAUGGCAUCGCCAUGCAGAAGGACUCCCACUGGAAGCGGGCCAUAGACCUGGCGCUCCUGCAGUUCCUGGGUGACGGAGAGACACAGAAACUGGAGACAGUGUGGCUCUCCGGGAUCUGCCAGAAUGAGAAGAACGAGGUGAUGAGCAGCAAGCUGGACAUCGACAACAUGGCUGGGGUCUUCUACAUGCUGCUGGUGGCCAUGGGGCUGGCCCUGCUGGUAUUCGCCUGGGAGCAUCUGGUCUACUGGAAGUUGCGCCACUCGGUUCCCAGCACGUCCCAGCUCGACUUUCUGCUGGCUUUCAGCAGGGGUAUCUACAGCUGCUUCGGCGGGGUGCAGAACCUCGCCAGCCCCGCCCGGCAGCCCAGCCCGGACCUCACUGCCGGUUUGCAGGGCAGCUCUGGGGCGAAGCUGCAGCAGUGCGCUGUCGACACUGCCGGCCCGAAGGAGGAGACGGCAGGGCUCUCCUGCAGCCUGGACCCGGUCUCUAAGAGCCAGCUUUUCUGUGGCCCUCGAUAG
This is a messenger RNA of Fukomys damarensis (Damara mole-rat), 1908 nucleotides long. RefSeq names its product glutamate receptor ionotropic, NMDA 2C. Gene Ontology annotation, biological process: monoatomic ion transport; excitatory postsynaptic potential; synaptic transmission, glutamatergic. Lineage: Eukaryota; Metazoa; Chordata; Mammalia; Rodentia; Bathyergidae. The transcript is spliced from 13 exons. The record is from RefSeq and is a predicted model, not a curated record. Gene Ontology annotation, cellular component: postsynaptic membrane; NMDA selective glutamate receptor complex; postsynaptic density membrane. Bases 1 to 1908 code for a protein of 635 amino acids. Gene Ontology annotation, molecular function: NMDA glutamate receptor activity; transmitter-gated monoatomic ion channel activity involved in regulation of postsynaptic membrane potential.